AAUUUCUUUUAAUAUUCUCUCACAAAUAUUAAAAACACUAUAUAAACUGAAGCCCUUAAACCCUAGUUCCAAUUUUUUUUUUCAAGAUUUCUCAAACACCAACUGUUUUUCCUCUUUCACCGAUCUCUGCCGCCUCAAGGAAAUUUCCGUAUCAAUGGCCAACCCGACAAACAACAGUGAACCCCCUAAUGUGGAUUCACAGACGAACAACAAGCGUCGGAGGAAGAAAUCCAUAGUUUGGGAACACUUCACAAUCGAAACAAUCGACGCUGGAUGUACAAGAGCCCGUUGCAUGCAAUGCAAGAAAUCAUUUGCGUAUAUUUCGGGAUCAAAGUUAGCCGGCACAAGUCACCUCAAAAGACAUAUUGCAUUGGGAAUCUGCCCCGUAAGUCGAAAUCACGAGAAAAGCGGUCAAAUCGUACCGUUCACUCCUCUUCCGAUUAAAGUCUCUCAAGAUGUUAACGCUGUACCACGAAAGCGCGUUAAAAGUAGCACCUCCGGAUCAACAAGUUUUUCGUUUUAUCAAGAUUGUCGAAGACAGGAUAUCGCAAAGAUGGUUAUUAUGCACGAAUACCCGCUUACGAUAACGGAAUGUCCCGCUUUUUUAAACUGUGUAAAAUCGCUUCAACCCGAAUUUCCCAUUUUGUCUGUUGAAGCCGUUGAACGGGAUUGCGUGGGAUUAUACAGACGGGAACGACAGACGCUUUUGAAUCUUGUUAGUAGUAUACGGGGUCAGGUUAAUCUUUCUCUCGAUAUGUGGGCCACCGAUCAAAGCGUAGGGUACGUAAUCAUAACAGGUCAGUUUAUCGACGAUGAUUGGAAACUGCAUCGAAUGGUUCUUUCGGUUAUUUUGUUACCGUUUCCCGAUUCGGAAACUGCGUUUAAUCAUGCUCUUCUUUCGUGUGUUGCCGAUUGGAACUUGGAGACGAAGUUGCUCGCGGUAACGCUUGACGAAACUUUCGCAAACAAAGCCGUAAGAAAGAAUGUACGGCAUUUGCUUUCCGUUAAAAACCCGUUAAUUCUUAACGGUAAGUUCUUGAUCGGAAGUUGUUACGCACGGGUUUUAUGCCAUCUUGCACAAGAUGCUUUAGGGGUGAUAUCGGAAACGGUUAAAAAAGUUCGUGAUAGUGUAAAGUAUGUGGUUACGGUUAAAUCUUGUCUCGACAGAUUUAACGAUCUUCGAAUACAACUUCAGGUACCGAGUGCGAAAAGUCUCGUACUUGACGACCAAAGUCAAUGGAACACGACGUAUCAUAUGCUAGUAGCUGCGUGUGAAUUAAAAGAAGUAUUUUCUUGUUUGGAUACUUUUGACUCAAAUUACCGAAUUAGUAUCACAUUGGACGAAUGGAAACACGUCGAAAUUCUUUGUACGUUCUUGAAACUUUUGCUCGAUGCAGCGGAUAUUUUAACGGGCCCCACGUAUCCAACCGCAAAUGCGUUUUUUCAUGAAGCGUGGAAGAUACAGCUCGAGCUUAGAAAUGCAUCGGUUAGUGACGAUGCGUUUAUCAGACAGUUGACCAGGUCAAUGUACGAAAGGUUUAACAAGUACUGGAAAGAUUGCUUUUUAGUGUUUUCGAUUGCGGUUGUGAUGGACCCGCGUUUUAAAAUGAAGCUUGUGGAGUUUAGUUUUACGAGAAUUUACGGUGAGGAUGCGGAUCACUGGAUUAUAGACGUGAGUAACGGUGUUCAUGAACUGUUUCUUGAUUACGUUGUACAGAUGCUUCCGCCACCGACGUUUGUCGUUAACGGAAAUGACGGUUUUCUAAAGCCGGAAAUCCGUCAAGAAGAAGAAGACGAAGAGACGAUUCUUCAUUGCGAAAUUGUGAAAACCGAGGCGGAUGAAAACGAAUUAUUUCUGUCAACAAGCGACGAGCUUUCGGAUUUCGAUGUAUACAUCUCAGGAAUUUCGAAUCACCAGAAUACAAAACUAGAACUCGACCAAUACUUAGAAGAAUCGGUGUUACCGCGUAUGCAAGAGUUCGACGUCUUGGGGUGGUGGAAAUCAAACCGAAAAAAGUAUCCAACUUUAUCGAAAAUGGCGUCCGACAUAUUAUCCAUUCCCGUUUCUACAAAGUUUCAAGAUUCGGUUUUCGAUAUGAAGUGUAAGAAGAUAGAUAGAUAUCGAUGUUCGUUAAAACCAUCGACCUUUGAAGCACUUGUAUGUGCAAAAGACUGGCUGCAAAACGGGAUAUCAGAUCAUUCAUCGGAUCUUUCACCCUCGAUUUCUCCAAAAUCGGUAGUGAAAACUCAUUUAUAGUCGUUUUAGACGUACAAUCACAAGGGUGUUUUGCAGGUACUUGUUAAAACUCGGAGUAACAGACGGAUUCUAAUUCUUUUUUUUAACUUGUUUUGUCGAAGAGAAGUAGGCAAUAAUCGUUUCCCUUGUGAGGAUUUUGUUAAACAGUAUUAGACUUGAAUUUGUGGUAUAAUCAUGUAAAUCAUUUGGGUUCUAUUUGCCUUGUUCUACCA
This is a messenger RNA of Helianthus annuus (common sunflower), 2469 nucleotides long. RefSeq names its product zinc finger BED domain-containing protein DAYSLEEPER. Gene Ontology annotation, molecular function: protein dimerization activity; DNA binding. Bases 155 to 2257 code for a protein of 700 amino acids. The transcript is spliced from 2 exons. Lineage: Eukaryota; Viridiplantae; Streptophyta; Magnoliopsida; Asterales; Asteraceae. The record is from RefSeq and is a predicted model, not a curated record.